Taeniopygia guttata (zebra finch) is the source of this 4045-nucleotide messenger RNA. The record is from RefSeq and is a predicted model, not a curated record. NCBI's taxonomy places the organism in Eukaryota, Metazoa, Chordata, Aves, Passeriformes, Estrildidae.
CGGCCGCGCACGCGCGCAGCCCUCACCGCCGCCUUUUCCUCCCCGGUAGCGCCCCCUGCAGGCGCGGGGGAGGCGCUGCCCCGCCGGCCCCUCACGGGAAGGGACGGGCCGCUCCCGUUCGCUUGCGAUGGAACGAAGAAGCUGUGUUGUUUUUUUGGUUUUUGGUUGUUUGUUUUCUUUUUUUUUUUUUCCCCUAAAUAUGUACGCCAAAGUUUCUAAACUUGAGAAAGCGUUUCUGGGCGUCGGUGUGAUCAGCUGCGAUUCAGGCUGGUAGAGACUUGGCUGAGAGUGAAAAGUGACCUGACCUCACUACAGUAGAGGCAGGACUGCCUGAUCUCACCGGAAAGAAGAGGAAGGCACACAGAAGAACUGCUUGGUUACCCACAUGAAUACAAGCACAUCCCUAUUUUAGACCAAAAGCUGUUCAAGCCAAUGACUGGCAGCACCUGCUUGUUCCAGAGGGCAACACUCCAGGGAUUACUGUGAGCCAGUGCCAAGAGCCAGCAUUUCUCACUCCCCUCUCACCCGCCUCCGUCCCCUGCCACACACCCCAGUAUAGAAUGACAGCACAUUGCCACAAUUUAGAUUACUCUGCCUCUGCCCCCGUGGAAGGACAGGUCCUCUAGAGAACACCAGGCACAGCAGCUAUCCAUUCUCCCAGAAAAAUCUUCAUCAUGGCCUAUAAAGCAGCACAUUUGGCCUUUAAGUCGCGCUGGCACAAGACGGAUGAAGAGCUCUGUCGGCACAGCAUGUCCUUUGUCUUGCACAAGGCGAUCCAGAACGACUUCUUCAAGUGCUACCUUUAUCUGCUGGAAAAGCUUCCCCUGGUGAAACUUUAUGCUCUGACAAGCCAAGUCAUCAAUGGGGAGAUGCAGUUCUACGCCAGAGCCAAACACUUCUACCGGGAGGUGCCCGCCACAGAGGAGGGAAUGAUGGGAGACUACAUCGAGCUCUCCAACACAGACGUUGAAUCCUCCCGGGAGUUUCUCAGGAAGUUUGUUGGGGGGGUGGGGAAAGCUGGCACCAGCCGUGCCUUGGACUGUGGCUCUGGGAUAGGUCGAAUCAGCAAGCAUGUCUUGCUACCGGUUUUCAAGAGUGUGGAGCUGGUGGAUAUGAUGGAGAAUUUCCUGGCUGAGGUCCCAAACUACCUGCAGGGCAAGGAGGACAGAGUAGAGAUGUAUUACUGCAAAAGCCUCCAGGAAUUCACACCGGCCCCACGAAGAUACGACGUCAUCUGGAUUCAGUGGGUUUCAGGAUAUCUAACAGACAAAGAUCUCCUGGAGUUUCUCAUCCGCUGCCAGGGUGGCUUGAAGGAUAAUGGUGUCAUCAUUCUGAAGGACAAUGUGGCCAGGGAGGGCUGCACCCUGGACUGCCUGGACAGCAGCGUGAUCCGAGACCUGAACAUCCUGCACAGCCUCAUCGAGAUGAGCGGACUCACCAUCCUGAGGGAGGAGAGGCAGGAGGGCUUCCCUGAGCAGUGUGUCCCUGUGUGGAUGCUGGCCAUGCAGAAGGGCCCUGGCCACUCCUGACUGCCCAGUGAGACUGCAGAGACUGGGCUAUGGAUGAGCCAGGGGAUUGGGAAGGAGAAAAGCACCUCCUGGAAUCCUCCUACCCAUGCACUGCUCCAGAGCAGCAGCUUCUAAGGGGUCAGGAGACAACCACAAAGCUUCUCUCAGGAAUAGUCUGCUCCUAAAUCCUAUCUCUCCAUCGUUCUUGCCAUUUUUAAAAGCUUUCCUAACCUCCUUGUCAGAUCUCUAUUCCAUUAAGGAGUCAAUACUGUACAAAAAACUCAUCCAAUAGAAAAUUAUUAGGUCUGAAGUUUUUGUAGAAGUUAAUAAUUUUUGGGUGUUCUGUAUGAGGUGUUAACAAGCCUGUUUUUCACUAUGGCACUUAAGUCUUCUUGGAAUUUAAGGAGGAUGUGUCAGAUCACUGAAGCAGGAAAUUCAAGUAACUUCUGGAAAACUUCACCAAAAUUUUGUCUGUCCUCUCUACCUGGACUUUAAAAUAUUUAAACCAAGAAUAUAAGGGAAAUGGUAUCUUUUGUUGGCAUCAGCUAUGUAGUUUUGGGGGUUUGGGGGGUUUUUGUUGUUGUUGCUGUUGGGGGUUAUUUUGGGUUUUUGGGAUUUUUUUGGGUUUUGGGGGCGUUGUUUUUUAGGUUUUGUUUGUUUUGGUUUUUGGGGUUUUUUGUUUUUGUUUUUGUUUUUGCAUUUCUGUCAAUUUGGACAAUAAAACAACCUGGUUAAUUUUCCAUUUUUAGGAGCUACUUCCUCUUCCUGACAUUUUUGCUGUAGAACAAUAGUGGUGCCUGUGGGAUUUCACACUCCAGAGGAAAACUUGGCUGACAAAUAGCUGCAUGUUUGCAUUGAAAUUUUGUGAAAAAGCUUGCCCCACGUAUUACAUUCUGCUAUUUCUUUCCCCCAAAUGUUCACAGUGGAAACCACUUAAAAGCCUCUCUUUAUUAUUCAUACCACUGUACAUUUCUUUUUUUCCCACAUUCAGAACAAGCCUGGCACCAUAUGCAGAGCUAAUGGGAUUUCACGGAACGUUAAUAGUAAGGCUGUAAGAAGAACUAAUACAGUAUUGUAUUAAUUAACAACUGUGCUAAACUGCAGAGACUGUUAGUGUAACCCAAAAGCCAUGAUUUAUAUUCAAAGAGCAGCUGUGUAAGCCUGGAUUUGAAAAUACUGACAUGCAGCCCAUCUCCUUAAGACUCCCAGAAAUCAUACAUUAAGCUUCUUGUCCUCUUUGCAGAGACACAGAAAGUGCUGUGGGAGGACAGAAGUUGAUUUUGCAAACAAAUUUGGAAUUUGGAAUUCUGCUUCAUUCUAAAGAUGUGAGGGGGGAAUUUUGAAAUUUGUUAUGAGGGAAAGCUACACAACCACAGUUUUCCAAGCUGAUUAUUUUUUUUUUAAUCCAGACAAAAUCAAAUGCUUCUUUUGAAUGGAACUUUUAAUAUAAUUUGCACUUAAAAUGUUACUCAGGCUUGAUGAAAAUUUUAGAAAUUAAUUAUAGCAUUAGAAAUGUUCUGGCUGUCAGAAUUUUUAUCACAUCUUGCUCCCCUGAAAUGCAAUCCUGGCAAAGCUUUUCAGAUUCUGUAGAGAGUUGUACUAUGACAAAUCUCUCUGUGCUAGGGGAAAGGAGUUCUAUAAACCUCCCUCACAUGACAGAAGGCACAAUUGGCUGUAUCAAAUAUUGUCAGCUGUGUUAGAUUAACUAAAAAGAAGCCUGAAGAUAACAAAAUAAGGGAGCCUCUCAGCUGGAUUUUAGUACACAUUGCUGUUCUUUGAUAACAAAUCUCCAAUUUUUAUUUUAAUUGCAUAACUCAUCUUCUCUGGCAAUAUGUUUGCACAUGUUGAGAAUUACCAGUUUAUGGCAGAAGGCCUUCUGCCAUCAACUCUUAUCCAGGAACUCUUCUGUUAAUGUUCCCUGGCUAAUUGUAGCAUUAAGGAAAACCACGCUGGUGAUUUGGUGAAUAUUCUGGUGUUUCUUAUAGCCUGAAAACCUAUGGUUCCCACAACACAGAUGCUUCUGGAAUGUUUUGAUUAAUUCUUCCAUUUUGAUCAGCUGGUGUUGGAUGGAAACUGAGUAAGUAAUGUUUUUAUCAAGAAAGAGGCAUCAGUCCUAUAGCAAAAAGAAGGGAAUAUUUACAUAUUUUCCUUUACAUGGAUUGCAAAUUAAUUUGCCCUUCACCAUUUUUUUCUUCCAGCCAGAGACAUCUGCCAUGGUGCAGAAUACUUGGGGGCUGCUGGAGAUCCUUGUGCAGUGAUAUCUGUGCCAGGCAGGUCUGAGAGGUGUUGUCACUGCAGUGGUGAGAGAAUGGCAUUGUGGAAAUGGGGAAAUAAAGAAUUUUAUACAAACCUAAAAAGCUGCCAAAUCUUACAGGGCACAAUAUAUCAGCUGGUCAUGUACACACCAGAGUUGGUGCAGUUCAGUCAUGAGAGACAUGGUUCCAAGGUGGAUUGAGAAAACAAAGUGGUUCAGGAUGAAAAAUGGAAUAUAAAUGGGUGGUGGGGUUACCAGUGAAAUACAUUUUUCAAAGUAAAAA